This is a messenger RNA of Rhodamnia argentea, 1178 nucleotides long. Its product is annotated as calmodulin-binding protein 60 D-like. The transcript has 3 exons. NCBI's taxonomy places the organism in Eukaryota, Viridiplantae, Streptophyta, Magnoliopsida, Myrtales, Myrtaceae. The record is from RefSeq and is a predicted model, not a curated record. The coding region runs from base 87 to 1169 and encodes 360 amino acids. Gene Ontology annotation, molecular function: DNA-binding transcription factor activity; sequence-specific DNA binding; calmodulin binding. Gene Ontology annotation, biological process: regulation of salicylic acid biosynthetic process. Gene Ontology annotation, cellular component: nucleus.
CUGGGAUUUGAAAUGUGCCUGAAGAACUUAGCUCAAACAGGUGUUCGAUAAGUCGUUCUUACAAAGGAAGUUUUCAACUCCUUUUGAUGGAAUGGAUUGGUUUAGUAUCCCUUCUGCUUCAUUUAUUUGAUGUCUCCAACUUUCGCAACUCUUCUCAUGCUGGUUUUGAACAGAUGGAAACAUCGGAGCUCGCAAAUAAUCACUCUCCCCACCUUGGAUGGUAUGAAUGGUCUUCCACUGUAAUGCUGGCUUUCUGUAGUAUUGACCUGUUUCUAAUGGUUGUUUUCCCUGGAGAAUGCAGGGCUAAUGCUAAAUCGACGGGAAAGAAUGACGUCAGAAACUUACGGCUUUGGAUUCGAACCAAACUGUCCGAUCCUCUAUUUACUAGAAAGAAACUAGAAGGAGAGGGGGGUGCUUGCAUUUCUGUUGCCGUGAUCGAUGCAAAUACAAGGGAUGUUGUUAGAUCAGGUCCUGAAUCCUCCAUUAAGUUGGACGUCGUUGUGCUUGAAGGGGACUUCAACAAAGAUGAUGAGGAUAACUGGGCUCUAGAAGAGUUUGAGAACUACGUGGUUAAAGAACGUGAACGAAAGGGGCCUCUUUUGACAGGAGAUCUCCAGGUGACUCUCAAGGAAGGUGUUGGGGAGCUGGGAGAGCUGAUAUUUACAGACAAUUCCAGCUGGAAUAGGAGUAAAAGAUUCAGGAUAGGCCUUAAGGUGGCAUCAAGUCAUUGUGGAAAUACACGAAUCCGGGAAGCAAAAACUGAUGCUUUUCGUGUCAAGGAACAUAGAGGAGAAUCUAACAAGAAACAUUAUCCACCUGCAUCUGAUGAUGAGGUCUGGAGGUUGGAGAAGAUUGCCAAAGAUGGGAUAUCUCACCGAAAACUGAGCGAAGCCGGAAUACAUAAAGUGGAGGACUUUCUACGGCGACUGGCUGCGGACUCCAAGAAUCUGAGAGAGGUUCUUGGAAAGAGCAUGACACAGAAGAACUGGGAAUGCCUCGUAAAACAUGCAGAGACUUGCAAAAAUUGGAGAACUUAUUUGGACUAUCCUAAUGGCAUGCGGAAGCAUGCUGCUGUAUUGAACACUGAUGGUCAAAAGACCGGCCUAACCGAAGACACGGUAUAUUUUGCUAUUCAUCGACUUUCUGCCCAAGAGAAGAUAAGUAAUUAAGGAGUUCCU